Molecule: messenger RNA, 1925 nt
Organism: Spodoptera littoralis (African cotton leafworm)
Lineage: Eukaryota; Metazoa; Arthropoda; Insecta; Lepidoptera; Noctuidae
Source: the annotation of a GenBank genome assembly
CUCGGCGACGGACCACGACGAACGCCGCUGUUCAAAUACAUUCGAACUUCGAACUAAUUUCUGUUACUUUUAAACUUGUGUCAGUGUUGCAAGCUGUAUAAACUCUACAAUGAAGAUUUUCGUUUUUCUCGCUCUCGCGCUAUGCGCAUACGCAGCCGAAAUGAAGGAGACAGAAAAAGCAGCAGAGCCCGCGUUGAACAAGGACAAGAGACAGACGCAAGAGUUCGCACACGUCGGAUAUAGGACAGCACGCAAACAGGAACAAGUAGCACCGGUCGAGGAGCCUCAGGACGAUGACAAACCAAUCAGUCGCAACGACAACGAGCAGUAUCGUCCAGGACAGGUGUUCUCCCUGAACACCCAGGAACUGCUGGAGCUGCAGCCGGAGAGGAAGUCACCACUCUCCAGCAACCAGCUGUUGCAGCAGUUAUACCGUCCCCAGCAAGAACAGAAGCAGAACCUCCAGCAGAUAUAUUACUUGGAACCCCAAACUCCUCGCCAGGUGUCAUACCAGCCAUCUUCUCAUGCCGUCAUCGCGCGUCCUGACUACUCUUCGAACGGUGGGGAAGCUUCAGUAGGAGCCGCUUUGUCCGUCAGUGACUCAGGAUCGAACCCCAGCGCAUACAAUCAAGAUUUCUUGGCCUUGCUCGGGCAACCACCCUUGAGAUCGUCUGAAGAACCCCUUCAACAAUUAUACUCCCAACCCCAACCAGUCCAGCAAAUUCAGCAAGUGCAGCAGUCCUCCAAUGUACAGAGCGUGGCACCUCAAUAUCAGCAGGUCGAUCGUUACGUCACAAAGCCAAGCAAGAAAUCGAAGCUGAGAAACAAGGUUCAAGUGGCGCCUCCCCAGCCUUCUGCUGCUCCUCAACAGUACCUAAUCGAGACCACGAACGUUCAACAACAACAACAACAACCACAGUCUAUUCAGCAGUCGCCUCUGUACAAUCAACCUCUUCAGCCUCAAAGAGUACCCCAAGCUUUACGCUACGUCCAAGUCCCACAAAGUCAAGCUGCGUCCCAACAAGUUUUAUACGAACGUCCUGAAUCACAGGGCUUGAAGGUAGUUCCCGCUCCUAAACUGCAGCAAAUCCCACAACAACUACCCAGGGCUCAAGUCAGCUAUAGAAUAGUGCCUCAAUACCAACAACAACCUGAAGCCACACCAAAACAAUAUAGAAUCUACGAAGCCCCGAGACAAGUUGUUAGACCACAAGAACAGCGUCUGUCUAGCCAGAGCAUUGAACGACCUGUCGCAUAUUUGAAACGAUUCCCCGACGUCGACAAAAUGCGAACUUUGAAAAUCUACAAUCCCUCUGAAGGUGCACCUCAACCAAGUCAACAACCUGGACAACCUCAACUCAUCGGCGAUCAGUACUACCUUCGUCCAUUGUACCGACCCAUUGAACAGCAACGAGCACGCUACGAUGUGUCUGCUCAAAUUAAGCCCGAGCAAUCAAGAGUGUCCGAAUCAGCAAAAGCACCGCAGUCAUCGAUUUACGUGAGCAAAAAUGUAGUUCCUAGAAAACCAGUGAGGCCACAACAACUGUACAGGGAACAACAGCCCUCAAGUGUCGAACAAGUAAGCCUGGAGCAACAUGGACAGAGUUUGGAGGAACAGAGAGCGCAACUGCCUCCUCCUAAGAACAACAAGGCCUAUACUCCUGAGGAGUUCGCAGCCUUGGUAGCAGCAGGCUACUCUGUUACCCCUGUACCAGUUAGCGCAAGCGCGAUCAACCUUCAAGAGGCGCAGUCUAGAUCGUCAGUGGAAUCAGUGACGAUGCAUCCAAAACGCCGACCGAUCAUGGCACCCCGACGUCACCAAUAUCUGCCCCUUAGAGGAGAUGAUGCGCCUUAGAAAUAAUGACCCUGCUGUAAAUAGGUUACUUUUAGUAUUGUAAAAUAAAACUAAGUGAUAUUCGUUUAAA